CGCCCGCCAGACAGCCAAUCACAGGGCCGCGUCAGCUGCUCUUUACGUGUUUGUUGACAGGCGCGCGCACACACUCUCCCAGACACGCACGCACUCGUCUCACCGGUAGUUGACUGCGUGCGCGCGUCGGAAGCAGCUGGAUGAAAUCAUCGCCUGUGUCGGACUAAACUGCUCUGCGAUCAGGAGGAACGUGUGCUGGGGCUGCUGAGAAUAAACCGGACAGCAAAAUCAGUCGGGGAUAAUCGGUGGUGUCAGGUGCGUGUGGAGACCGGAUGGACGCGGAAUGACAGUCGAUCCGGCGACAGAUGUGAUGUGAUGUGAUGUCAUGUCAUGUCAUGAUGGAGCUUUUGAAUUUAUUAGACUUAAUAUUUCUAGUGAUGUCAUUUCAACACCUUGACAUUAAUGUCAUUCUGAGGAGGGUCACUCAGUAGGUGGUAGAAGGCUCUAUUCUAUUCUAUUCUAUUCUAUUGUAGAUGCACAGCCUAUAUGAUGCUUGCUGGUCGACUUGCAGAGCUGCUUUUCACUCCUCUUCAGUUUAACUUGGAUAACUUGUUGGGAUUGUUUAUUCGUAGCGCGUCAACUUAAAAUCAUAGCCUAGAGCUUUAAAUAAUAAUAAUAAUAAUAAUAAUAAUAAUUUAUGAUCUUGGAGAUCUUGAUCGCGUGAUGUAGGGAGACUCGGUUGUGAGUGAUGAAGGUAUUGGAGGAGCAACAUCUGGACAGCUGUGCGGCGCAGAUGUUGGGCUGAAAGCAGAGCACUCGGUUCCUGCUGAAAGCUGAAGUGAGGGAAGCAGAGGAGCAGCAUGUCCAAAGCGCUGAAGAGGAAGAAGCACUGGUCAGCCAAAGUGCGUGAGUGCGCCGUGUCGUGGGGAGGCGCGGGCGAGUUCGGUUCCGUGGUCGAGCUGCUCGGAGGAGCUGAACAUGGCCUCUUCCCCUUCCUCGGACACAUGGACCUGGACGCGCUCGUGUGUCAUGUUGGCUCGCUGCCGUACUAUGGGGACGUGCUGCUGGAGGUGAACGGCACACCCGUGAGUGGGCUCACCAACCGAGACACACACGCCGUGAUCCGGCACUUCAGAGAACCCAUCCGCAUCAAGACCGUCAAACCAGGCAAAGUGCUCAACACAGACUUGAGGCAUUACCUCAGCUUGCAGUUUCAGAAGGGUUCAUUGGACCACAAAUUACAGCAAAUCAUCCGGGACAACCUUUACCUGCGUACUAUACCAUGCACAACCCGCCUGCCCAGAGAGGGGGAGGUUCCAGGAGUGGACUACAACUUCAUCAGUCUAAGUGACUUCAGGAUCUUGGAGGAGAGUGGUUUACUCCUGGAGAGUGGAACUUAUGAUGGAAACUACUAUGGUACUCCCAAACCCCCUGCAGAGCCCAACUUGGUUCAGCCUGAUCUGGUCGACCAGGUGUUAUUUGAGGAAGAAUUUGGCACAGAAGUCCAACGCAAGCGCACCACCUCCGUCAGUAAGAUGGAUCGUAAUGACAGCGUUGUCCCUGAGGAGGAGGACGAUGAGGAGCGGCCAGCGCUGCCAAACGGCCUUCCAGAAGGAAGUGAGGAGUGGAGGAGGCCAGUGCCCAGCUACACUCAGUCCAACAGCAGCAGCAGUGUCACUCGAGGAGGUGGCAGCAGCAGCAGCGAGCUCGUUCGCACCUGGAGUUCUCUCUCCAGAGACGACAGCCUGGAACCCCUACCAUACAACUGGGAGAUGGCCUACACUGAAACGGGCAUGGUCUACUUCAUUGAUCAUAACACAAAAUCUACCACAUGGUUGGACCCUCGGCUUGUCAAGAAAGCUAAACCGCCUGAAAAGUGUGAAGAUGGAGAGCUUCCAUAUGGCUGGGAGGAGAUUGAGGACGCACAGUAUGGCACAUACUACGUUGAUCACAUAAACCAAAGAACCCAAUUUGAGAAUCCGGUUGUAGAAGCAAAGAAGAAACUUGCACAGGAGGCUGCAGCUGCAGCACAGAGCCAAAAGGGGGCAGCACCUGCUCCAGGUGGUGAUGGAGGAACACCAGGUUUCACUCAUGACCCCACUCAGCUGAAGGGAGAGUUAUAUCACACAGCCUUGAAAAAGAGUGCUCAGGGCUUUGGCUUCACCAUCAUCGGAGGAGACCGACCUGAUGAGUUCUUACAGGUGAAGAAUGUCCUGGCAGAUGGACCGGCUGCACAAGACAACAAGAUGGCCUCUGGUGACGUAAUUGUGGAGAUCAACGGCACAAUGGUCCUGGGUAAGACCCACAAUGACGUGGUGCAGAUGUUCCAGUGCAUCCCCAUCAGCCAGUAUGUGGAUAUGGUCCUGUGCCGUGGCUAUUCCUUGCCCCCAGAUGUGCAAGAGGACAAUGAAGACCUUCCCCCUCCUCCACCUCCUCCUCCCUCAGCUGGUGAAGUGGUAACAGCUGUACCCCUCAUCAAUGGGCAGCCGCUGCUAGUGAAGGGUGAUGCUUUGCAUGCUUCCUCCCAGGAGCUCCACUACCUCACUACUGAUUCCAGUGGGAGGCCUAUUGUGGCGGCGCUACCCAGCAUUCCCUCUGGUGCCGAUGAGAGGCCUGAGGGUGGAAUGCUGCAGCCGGAGCUGGUCACUGUGCCCCUGGUGAAAGGGCCAGGCGGGUUUGGAUUUGCUAUUGCUGAUAGUCCACUGGGCCAGAAGGUGAAGAUGAUCCUGGAUGCACAGUGGUGCCGUGGCUUGCUCAAAGGGGACGUCAUCAAGGAAAUCAACAGGCAGAAUGUGCAGACAUUGAGCCAUGCACAGGUGGUGGACAUACUCAAGGAGCUGCCUGUGGGGAGUGAGGUCAACCUGCUAGUGCUGCGAGGAGGUCAUACUUCACCAGUAAAAAGUCUUCGACCAAGACAGGAAAUAAGUGCCAGCCUGGAGACUUUGGAUCAGUGCCAUGAUGUCGGAGCCCCCCAAGCGCUCACUUAUUAUUCAAGCACAUUGCCCAGUAGCUCUCCAAGACGAGAUCUCACUCUCCGCCAGAGUAAGUCCAAAGGCACUGGACAAGAAUCUGGUCAGAGAGCACUGCCUCAGUAUAAAGAACUGGACGUGUUUAUAAAGAGAGAUCAAGAGACAGGAUUUGGCUUCCGUGUGCUCGGAGGAGAAGGACCUGAACAGCCAGUAUACAUAGGCGCCAUUAUACCCCAGGGAGCAGCGGAGAAAGAUGGCCGUCUGCGGGCAGGGGAUGAGCUAAUGGCCAUCGAUGGCAUCACAGUAAGGGGCAAAUCCCACAAGCAAGUGCUGGAUCUGAUGACCAAUGCAGCUCGUAAUGGACAGGUGCUGCUGACUGUGCGCCGAAAGGUUAUCUACAGGGAUGUGUCUGAUGAUGAUGGGGCACGAAACCUGGCUCCGGUGCUAAUGAAUGGUUCUCCAAAAACCCCACGUAUUCAAGUCCCAAGUGUCUUGGACCAUGAAAUGAUGGAUAUUACACUCCACCGCAAAGAUAACGAAGGCUUCGGUUUUGUCAUUCUCACUUCCAAAAACAAACCCCCACCUGGAGUGAUCCCUCAUAAAAUCGGUCGCAUCAUCGAGGGCAGUCCAGCUGAUAGAUGUGGUCUGUUAAGUGUGGGUGACCGUAUCUCUGCUGUUAACGGCCGGUCCAUCAUCGAGCUCUCUCACAGCGACAUUGUGCAGCUUAUUAAAGAUGCCGGUAAUGCUGUCACACUCUCUGUAGUUCCAGAGGAUGAAUACAAAGGCCCGCCUUCAGCAGCCAGCUCAGCCAAACAGAGCCCAGCACUGCAGCACAGGAUGCUGAAAUCCAGCACCCAGGAGGAGAGGUAUAAUGUAGAUCCGGAGGAGAUCAGGGAUGAGUUGGUCUGGGCUGAAUAUAAAAUGGUUACUGAUAAUGAAAAAGAAACACUAUGUGUUACAAGCUCCAAACAGGGUUGUAUUCUUGUGGAGUUGGAGCGUGGCCCACGUGGUUUCGGCUUCAGCCUGAGAGGAGGGACGGAGUACAAUAUGGGCCUUUACAUCCUGCGAUUGGCUGAAGAUGGCCCUGCGCUUCAGGACGGCAGGAUUCAGGUUGGAGAUCAGAUCGUAGAAAUCAAUGGUGAGCCCACGCAGGGUAUCAGUCAUACCAGAGCUAUUGAACUCAUCCAGGCUGGAGGAAAUAAAGUACUGCUGCUCCUGAGACCUGGGCAAGGGCUUGUGACUGACACCAGCCCUGAGACACCAGAUUCAGUAGUCUCUUCACCUCUCAUCUCUCAAGAUGACGUUUUCCAAGAAGUUUCAGCCUUUUCCUUCUGCUCACCUCUUGUUCAACCUGCCUUAACAUCAUCACCCUUAAAGAAUAGAGAGGAUAGAGACAUGAGGAGCACCUCUGCCCUCUCUCCAAACCUUGCCAAGUCUAGGUCCAGUCGUUCUCCUCGUCCAAAAGGCAACAGCAAAAAGAUGAGCACCAAACCUCAAAACUCUGCUUCUCCCUCAACCUUGGAACAAGACAAGAGAAGCAAGUCUAGAGAGUGCAAGAUUGACUUUGGAAGUACAGAAAGGAAAUUUAAUAGUCCAUCUAAAACCAAAGAUGAUUCUCACAACACCCAUGGAUCCAAAGAGAAUCUACCGCACUGCUCACAGGAAUCCAUGAAGUGCAAGAAGUCCAGCAAACACCAACCGAACUGCACAAAAAGUCACAAACAGUCAGAUCAGUCAAGACAGGAAGUGCUGGCCAAUGGAGAAGAAAAGUGCUCAAAGAGGUCAUUUCAAAGGGAGAAAAAGAACGAUAGUAGUGAGAGGGUAGAAAGGGAUUGCUCAAGAGGAAGGCAGAGAACCAUGAAGCGAGAAGGCAGGAACAGAAAGAAUGCUGAAACAAAUGGACUAGAAGACGUGGUGGGGGAUGGGACAGUGCCAGAAGAAGAGAUGAAACUAAAAAGCACAUUGAGAAUGAAAAAGCAACCACAGGACAUGGAGAAAGACCAAGACCUCAGCAAAUCUAGAGUAAACAAAAGCCAGAGUCAUCAUAAACAUGAAAAAGAGGACAGAUUACAGCAAAGAAAGAGUAAAAAACAACAGAGUGGAUCAAAGAGAAAAACACAGCGUGAAGAAAGGGAUAUAGAGGUAUAUGAAAAAAGGGAUGAGAAUGAAUGUGAGGAAGAGCUGACUAUUGCAGAUGCCUCAGAUCAAAACGAUCACUGGACGGUACCCAGUUUUGCACGCAUUCUAACUCAUGAUGAGGUCAUGCAAGAUUUGUAUGGGUAACUGAAGCAUGCACCUCACAUUGGAGGAAGAACCGUGGCAUCUUUGCUUUAAUCAGAAGACUGUUCUGCCAUUUUCACUCCUAAACCAUAUUUACAGAGCUGCCAUACUCUGUUCCUCUUUUCCCACAGACUCUCAGCUGGAACAGUAUACAGCAAGUUUCAUUAAGUUUCCACUAAGUCCAUUAUUUCUACUUUUUAACGCACAAGAUGGGUAAAAGCAGUAAACAUUGAGUUGCUGCUAUUCUGCUCUUAUCCCCUCCAUACUGGGAACAAUAUUUACUGAGGAGAGGCUUAGAGCAGAACAUCUGUUCCUUACAAAACAUCUGCUGUGACUUUGUAGUCAAGUCAGCAGGACCUCAGUUCUACUCUACUGUUUCCACAUUGACUGCUUUGAAAAUUGUGGCUUUCCAGCUGUCCAUCACAAUACAGUUCAUUCAUAUGCAAUGAAAGGGCCCAUCCAUCCCUGCCGAUCGCCAAAAUAACUAACAUGACUUUUAUACUUUGAGUUUGAUUAUAUAUCCUUGAGUCCUAUUGUCCCUCCUGCAAAUAUUUAUUCUAUUACUGCAUGCAACAACUGACCUUUCUCCCUCAACCUGCUUUUGUUGCAUGCUUUUGAAAUCUGACUUUCAACCACACUCUUAACAAAGAACUUAACAUCGAGGUUUGAGGCUGGAUUCUCUACAGCAACUAGCUUUAAGGACUUUUUGUAGACAUUGACACUGACAUGCCUAAAUUAUUGAUCUUCAAAUCCUGUUAUUAUUGCAAAAGACCAGAAACUUGUGCUUAUUUGCUCUUUCUAUGAAACCUCUAUUAGUUGUGUAUAAACAUAGAGACAUGUAGCCAUAUCCACUCACUGAACGUGAUGUGUAUAGUUACGUAAAGUAAGCACUGCGGUAGCUUUUACUUGGUAGCAACUAUUUUGACCCAUCACAAAACUAUUGGUACAUGCAGAAGUGUCUUCAAAUGUCUUGUGAUACUGGGUGUCUCAUUUUGUUGACUUUUUCCAGAUAUUUGUCUUCAAACCAAAUGGAAAUGCAAGCGGUUGAGCCUGAACCCUGUGUAAAUGAUAAAUGGUAUAAGAAUAUAUCAAAAUACCAGUUUAUGUUACAUUUAAAAUUUCUCAAAAUAGGAAUAUUGCAGUCCACUGAUUUAUCAUUUUCAUAAAUCUGUAUUCACUUUCAUUCAUAAGAAAAAUGCCGUGUAGCAUCAUUAAGGGCUGAUUUAUGAUAGAGGACUGAUGGACGCAUAAGAGGACACGCUUCAUCAAAACCAAAGGAUUGGUGAACAUUCAGUGUGUGUGCUGCUGCGUGUAUGCCGUGAUUCACCUCAGGUUGUGAACUGAUACAGAAUGGCUAAUGGUCCUGUGUGAUAGCUUUGAUAUAUUGAAGCCAUUCAGUAGCACCAUGAGCUUUUCAGGCUGCUCUGAUCCGGAACAAAUGAUGAAUCAUUCGACACAAUCUGAAAGCACACAGUUCCUUUAUUCCUUUUAUCAGUGACAAAUGAUCAAGAGUUGUGGUGCGAUAGAAACAGGGUUGCCCCCAUUUCAUGUCAGGAACAUCCAGCUGAAUUCCAGUUUGAUUGAAAAUGUACACUAAAGAAAAAGUCUCUAAAGUUUUCAGCACCAUGCCAUUAACUGUGUACAACCAAGGUCUGUUAAUGAUGUCAUGGAUUGAAAUGAUGUCCUCUUACAUCAUUUCAUCAACAGGUGAUGAAAUCUGAAUGGUCUAUGUGCUUCGGGAUGUAAAUGUUUAAAUAUUGUACAGCGCCUUUAUAAAUGUCAUGUGUGCAUUCUCAAAGGAAAUAAUAGAGGUCUGUAAAUUGACGUCAUUAUUUUUGUAUUUAAAUAUUUAAAAAAUAUAUUUAAGGUGGAUAAAAACAAAAUAACAGACCCCUGU
This is a messenger RNA of Neoarius graeffei (lesser salmon catfish), 7086 nucleotides long. Its product is annotated as membrane-associated guanylate kinase, WW and PDZ domain-containing protein 3. Gene Ontology annotation, molecular function: protein binding. The transcript has 21 exons. The coding region runs from base 801 to 5192 and encodes 1463 amino acids. Gene Ontology annotation, cellular component: cytoplasm. The record is from RefSeq and is a predicted model, not a curated record. Gene Ontology annotation, biological process: signal transduction. NCBI's taxonomy places the organism in Eukaryota, Metazoa, Chordata, Actinopteri, Siluriformes, Ariidae.